Molecule: messenger RNA, 1179 nt
Organism: Penicillium samsonianum
Lineage: Eukaryota; Fungi; Ascomycota; Eurotiomycetes; Eurotiales; Aspergillaceae
Product: putative transsulfuration enzyme family protein
Exons: 2
Coding region: 1-1179 (392 amino acids)
Biological process (GO): transsulfuration
Cellular component (GO): cytoplasm
Molecular function (GO): carbon-sulfur lyase activity; pyridoxal phosphate binding
Source: RefSeq, a predicted model, not a curated record
AUGGCCUCCAACAACGCCCACCCUUCCACCAAAGCAUUGCAUGCAGACGAUGCUCUAAAUCUAGUGACUGACGUCGCACCUCCAAUCCACCUCUCUACAACCUUCCGAUACCCCAAUGAUCCAGACCAACUCAUCCCAUCCGAGGAUCCGGUAGAUGAAUUCAACGGCAAGAACUAUGUCUAUUCCCGCGAAUUCGCCCCAAACGCAACCCGCUUUGAAGCAGUGCUCUCAUCCCUAAUAGGCGGUAACGCAGUGAGCUACUCAACAGGUCUAGCCGCUCUACACGCCGCCCUCACGCUGCUCAACCCGCGCCACAUCUCCGUCGGCGAGGGAUACCACGGCAGCCACGAAGUCAUCUCGGUAGUAUCGCGUCUGUCCGGGCUACAGAAAUUCGCCCUCGACUGUCCCGCCGAAAGCCUAGGUUCCGGCGAUGUCAUCCUACUAGAGACACCCGUCAACCCGCUGGGGACGGCGUUCAGCAUCGAGGAAUACGCGCGAAAGGCCCAUUCCCGCGGCGCAUUCCUCAUUGUCGAUAGUACAUUUGCACCGCCUGGCUUGCAGGAUCCGUUCCUGUGGGGCGCGGAUAUCGUCAUGCAUUCUGGGUCGAAGUAUUUCGGUGGACAUAGCGAUCUGCUCUGUGGUGUGCUUGCUACGAAGCGUGGGGAUUGGACGAAGCGGUUGUUUGAGGAUAGAAUCGCUCUUGGGAGUGUGAUGGGGAAUAUGGAGAGUUGGCUUGGGAUCCGGAGUCUGCGCACGCUGGAGGUCCGGGUUCAGCGGGCGAGCCAGAAUUCGGCGAGGUUGAUUUCUUGGCUUCAUGGUGCUAUGCAAACCUCGUCCCCUGCUGUGGAUAGUGAGGAGAUGGUUGUCCAGUCGGUUUUACAGAAGAUUCACCAUGCUAGUUUGCAGGAUGAGCCGUGGUUGCAGACACAGAUGCCUAACGGGUUUGGACCCGUCUUCUCCAUUGUCUUGCGCAAUGAGGAGUUUGCGAAGGUUUUGCCAACUAAGCUUCACUUCUUCCAGCAUGCUACUAGUCUAGGCGGGGUUGAGUCUUUGAUUGAGUGGCGGGCUUUGUCGGAUUCCAGGAUUGACCGAAAGCUGCUGCGAGUUAGCGUUGGGCUGGAGAACUGGGAGGAUCUGAAGGAUGACUUGCUCCAGGCAUUUAAGUCACUUUUGGAAUGA